This is a messenger RNA of Sceloporus undulatus (fence lizard), 837 nucleotides long. RefSeq names its product trafficking protein particle complex subunit 2 (gene TRAPPC2). Gene Ontology annotation, biological process: endoplasmic reticulum to Golgi vesicle-mediated transport. The coding region runs from base 177 to 599 and encodes 140 amino acids. The record is from RefSeq and is a predicted model, not a curated record. The transcript has 5 exons. Gene Ontology annotation, cellular component: nucleus; TRAPP complex; cytoplasm. Lineage: Eukaryota; Metazoa; Chordata; Lepidosauria; Squamata; Phrynosomatidae.
GGAACUCUCGCGAGAACACGUUCAUUUGUGAGGCGGUCUUUUUGCCGCUAGUGUCCCUGCCAGUGUAGUGACGUCAUCAACGCGCGCCGGAUGUUUUGGGUAGACAGUGGCUAAUCGUGUUUCCUCUCUUUUUUGUUCUCAGUCGGCUGGAGCUGAGAACCAACAAUACUUUAGCCAUGUCUGGAAGCUUCUACUUUGUAAUUGUGGGUCAUCAUGAUAAUCCAGUGUUUGAAAUGGAAUUUCUACCAGCUGGUAAAGUAGAAUCCAAGGAUGAUCAUCGUCAUCUCAAUCAGUUUAUAGCCCAUGCUGCCCUCGACCUGGUGGAUGAGAAUAUGUGGCUGUCUAAUAAUAUGUAUCUGAAGACCGUGGACAAGUUUAAUGAGUGGUUUGUCUCUGCUUUUGUCACUGCAGGACAUAUGAGAUUCAUAAUGCUUCAUGACGUAAGACAAGAAGAUGGAAUCAAAAAUUUCUUCAGUGAUGUCUAUGACCUGUAUAUAAAGUUUGCAAUGAAUCCAUUUUAUGAACCCAAUUCUCCAAUCCGAUCAACUGCAUUUGACAGAAAAGUCCAGUUUCUUGGAAAGAAGCAUCUUUUGAGUUGAAAUGCUGUAUCCAUAGUGUAUUAUUUAACAUAUGGCCUAUUGUAUAUUUGACUCCUUCUGAAUCUGAGAACCAAUCUUCUGCCUAAAGACUCAAUCUGUCCGAGUAGUGCUUCAAUACAAGAAGAAAUGCUAAAAAAAAUAUUAAGGACUCUGUCCAGCACUUACCAUCUCCAAAGGGAUCAAUCAUUUCAGUUGUAAAACAUAUGUAUAUAUCAAAAUAAAAAUUUUCUAAAUACAA